AUGGCGGGAACACUUCGCAUUUGCACACCUGGUGGCCAAGAACUGGAGCUGCCAUUCUCCGGAUCCGACACGGUAGCGAAGCUGAAGGAUGACAUUCUAGGGAGAAUGGAUGAGCCGGUUGCACACCUCAGGCUUUUGCAUGGCGCGGAGGAACUGAAGAAUGAAUGGGUGCUGUCCGAGCAUGGGAUUACAGACGGCACUCUCCUAACUCAAGUGAUCUCCGCUUUCCCAUCGGGCAUGUUCAAGCUCUUUAGUGGAGGCCGCGCCAAUAGUGAUGCUCCUGCCGGCCGCAACACUUCGGCGGAAGUGGAAGCCGAGUUCCGUUCCGACGGAACUUUCCACAUUCGUGUGCACGAGACGGAGAUUACGUCCUUGGUUCGGGGUAAAGACUGGGAUCCAUACGAAUGGAAGGCUGCCUUCGACCAUGACUACGAAGGAAAGGCUAGAAUUGAGCAGCUUCCAGAGAUCCUCCUCCUGGUGUCCCGGUGCACGCGCAAAGGCAUCUUUAAGGAGCCAGAGCCAGUGGAGCUGAUGGGAGAAAUUUUCCCCGAUGCAGAGGAGGUGAAAUUGAAGCUCCCCUUCGAAGCCGGAGCUUGCAAUGAAGGGCGGGCGGGCUUUCGGUGGGUAACCGUGUCACAGAAUGAACCAAAGGAAGAUCCCGUGGAUGACAGCUCUGGCCCAGACGAUGAGGCGGACGAAGCGGAGCCACCACUGGAGGAUCAGUUGGCCGCAGCCAAGAGCGGGCUCAAGUCGACGCAGGCGAAGAAGCGCCGAGCCGACCUGAAGCACUCCGACAUCUCGGAGCAGUACUCCAACAUCGAGCAGGAGCUGCGCGAGAGCACGGAUGUGGAGUCUGGAGGGCUUCCCUGCCCGGUCUGCCGUGCCGUGAUCCCUUCAAAGCGGCUGCCCAAACGCAACUCCGCUCCGACGUCCGGUGGCGGCGAGGAAACAAGAAGCUCGGUGGGCGCGCUGCCCGCAGACCUCCUAAGGCAGGUGCGCAAGCUGCAAGAGCAGCACACGGCCAUCCUCGCCAGGCGCAGGCAGAAGGAGGAGGCCGAAGCCCAGGCGGCGGAAGCCCGGGCAGCUGCUGAGGCGGCUGCAGAGCAGCAGAAGACGUGGUCCGAUUCCGCAGCGUGGAGAGGCCCGUCGGAAGCCGGGGCACAGGACUGGGGGAGGGCAGACUGGACGGACUGGACCCAAAGCAACGCCACACGAUUCGGAAAGGGCAAGGGCAAGGGCAAGGUCCAGAGCAGCAACUCUGGCUACGACAGCCAUGCACAGGAGGGACAGUCGCGAAACCGCUGGGGCAGACGCUCGGGCGGAGCCCACGGAUGA
This is a messenger RNA of Symbiodinium sp. CCMP2592, 1335 nucleotides long. NCBI's taxonomy places the organism in Eukaryota, Dinophyceae, Suessiales, Symbiodiniaceae. The record is from the annotation of a GenBank genome assembly.